AUGGCGGGCUACUUUCUGGUGCUUUUCCUUGUCCUCUUACCUCAACAGACAGAGCAGUCAGUAUUUCUUUCAGCCUCAAAAGCAAACGAAGUUCUCAUGAGAUGGAAGCGUGCUAGCUCAUAUCUUUUAGAAGAGCUCUUUGAGGGAAAUUUGGAAAAAGAAUGUUAUGAAGAAAUCUGUGUUUACGAAGAAGCAAGAGAAGUAUUUGAAAACGACCUUAUCACUAAUAAAUUUUGGAAAUGGUAUAUGGGUGGCACCCAGUGUGUCUCCCAGCCCUGCCUGAACAACGGGUCGUGUCAUGAUAAUAUCCGCAGUUACACCUGCAACUGCUCCCAUGGUUAUGAGGGGAGGAACUGCGCCUACGCUACAAAUGAAUGCCACCCAGAGCGGUCUGAUGGAUGCCAACACUUUUGCCAUCCAGGGCAGAGAUCUUACAUAUGCAGCUGUGCUCAAGGAUACAAAGUUGGUGCAGAUGAUAAGUCAUGCAUUCCAAGUGAGAAGUGUGCAUGUGGAAUCCUGAAUUCUAAAUGCAGCACAACACUGACGAAAGACAACAAGAAUCUUCAACAUUUCCCGUGGCAGGUAAAAUUAACCAACUCCCAGGGAGAGGACUUCUGUGGUGGUGUUCUAAUCCAAGACACGUUUGUGUUAACGACAGCAAAAUGUUCACUCGUGCACAGAAAUAUCAGUGUGACAAUAAAUUUUAACAGAACGAGUAACAACCCACUGACAAUUAAGGUCAAGAAGAUUUCUGUGCACAUGAGGUACAGUGAAGACACUGGGGAAAAUAAUGUGUCCCUGUUAGAGCUGGAGGAACCCGUCCAGUGCCCCAGCAUGGGGCUUCCCAUCUGUGUGCCUGAAAACGACUUUGCCGAACACAUUCUCAUCCCCAGGAAAGUGGGCCUCGUCAGCGGCUGGACAGUCAACGGGACUGAGCUGGUUGGCUCACUAAUGAAGCUGCCGGUUGAACAUCUGGGUGGUGACGAGUGUGGAGAAGCACUUAAUGUGACCGUCACCACCAGGAUGUACUGUGAGAGGAGUGAACUGGCAGCAAGGCAAUGGGCAGAGGGAAGCAUUGUCACCAGAGAACACCAAGGUGCCUGGUUUUUGACGGGGCUGAUGUACUCGGCCCCUGCGGAAGAGUAUGAACGGGUGUUUCUCUUCACCAAGAUCUCCAGAUACUUACUUUGGUUUCGACAAAUAAUGAAUCAUUAA
This is a messenger RNA of Chrysochloris asiatica (Cape golden mole), 1215 nucleotides long. RefSeq names its product protein Z, vitamin K-dependent plasma glycoprotein (gene PROZ). Gene Ontology annotation, cellular component: extracellular region. The transcript has 8 exons. Bases 1 to 1215 code for a protein of 404 amino acids. Gene Ontology annotation, biological process: proteolysis; blood coagulation. Lineage: Eukaryota; Metazoa; Chordata; Mammalia; Afrosoricida; Chrysochloridae. Gene Ontology annotation, molecular function: serine-type endopeptidase activity; calcium ion binding. The record is from RefSeq and is a predicted model, not a curated record.